GGGUGAGGGGCGCCCAGCCCGGCCCCAACGGCCCAGCUCCCUACCUGCCGCAUGGAGCUGGGCACCGGCCCCCUGGCCGGCCCGGCCCGACACGGCGCCGCUGGCGGUACCCCUCAAGGGACGGCGCAACCCGCCCCGGCCGGGCUGUGGAACGGGACUACAUUUCCCAUCAGCCCUCCCGAGGCGCGGCCGGAAGUGGGCGGGCGGGCGCGCGCGGUGCAUUGUGGGCGCGGCGGCGGCGGCGGUGGUGGUCUUCAUCAUGGCGGCCUCCAUCUCGGGCUACACCUUCAGUUCCGUCUGCUACUACAGCGCCAACAGCAGCGCCGACCACGAAGGAUUUCUGCUAGGAGAAGUGAGACAAGAAGAGACCUUUAGUAUUAGUGAUUCACAGAUCAGCAACACUGAAUUUCUACAAGUGAUUGAAAUCCAUAACCAUGAGCCUUGUUCAAAACUCUUUAGCUUUUAUGACUAUGCAGGCAAGGUUAACGAGGAAAGUUUGGACAGGAUUCUUAAAGACCGAAGAAAAAACGUUAUUGGAUGGUACAGAUUUAGGAGAAACACUCAGCAGCAAAUGUCAUAUAGAGAGCACAUCAUUCAUAAACAGCUGACACACAUUCUUGGAGUGCCUGAUCUUGUCUUCCUUCUCUUCAGCUUCAUUUCCACUGCAAAUAACUCAACACAUGCUUUAGAAUAUGUGCUUUUUAGACCAAACCGAAGGUAUAAUCAAAGGGUGUCACUCAAUAUUCCUAAUCUAGGCAACACUAGUCAACAGGAAUACAAAGUUUCUUCAGUGCCAAAUACUUCUCAGAAUUAUGCCAAAGUUAUUAAGGAACACGGUACUGAUUUUUUUGACAAAGAUGGAGUGAUGAAGGACAUCAGGGCUAUAUAUCAGGUUUAUAACGCGCUUCAGGAAAAAGUACAGGCAGUGUGUAUAGAUGUAGAAAAAAGUGAACGUGUUGUUGAAUCUUUUCAAGCUGAUGUAAACAAGUUAAAAAGGCAAAUCGCACAAAAGAAAAAUGAAAAAGAACAAGAAAUAAAGUGUUGGGAGGAUUUAUUUUUGCUGGAAGCUGAAUCAGGAAUGCAGCAAGCAUUUUUAAGCAGGCAAAUGCCAACAGAUAAUUUGGAACCUAUGUUUGUUCCACGAAUGUCCUACACUGGAUUUGCUGUGGAAGGCUGCACACUUGAAGAUUCAGAUGUCUCUGAUCCUCCCCCUCCGUAUUCCGAUUUUAAUGCAACCAAUCAAGAAAGUACUGUCGGUCAUGGUCUUCUAGAAAGCAAUGUGUUUAUGCCUCGACCUCAAGCAGUAGGUUCUUCUAGUUAUGUUUCCACAAAUGCAGGAUUGAAAUAUUCUGGUAAUGGAGCAUCCAUGCCAUCUUCCCAAAGAGCGGUUGGUGACAAUGUUGAUGAAUCAGAAGACAGUGAUUACGAAAAUUUGCUUGAACCUACGGAGUCAUCUGACAGUGAAUACUCACAGACAAGGGAUUCACGACCUUCAGCACAUCCUGAUGGUGAUUCCAGGAACACUCAAACUUCUCAGAUUUGAUGGGGGGGAAGAAGAUCCACAUGACACUGUUUUUUCAUAAUUGUUACAGAGAUUUUGGGGAUUUAACCUGGAGGAAAUGAACUACACAGGAUUACUGUGCACACAAAAUGUAGAAGACUUGCACUAGAUGGUUUAUUCACCUUGUGAUACAUUUUGCAAGUUUUAUAAUGGAAUCAUUAGGAUAAUCAAGUUGUACUAAUACUGAUGAGGUUCAUGGAUGUACUGGUAAAUUUAGGCAAAAUGAAAUUUAUAGAGAUCUUGUAGCUUUUGUUGCUGUAUUUUCUUUAAGACAAUAAAUUGGGAUGUAGUAACUAAGCACAGUUAGUCUACAAAUAAUGUUCUCAAAUCAAAACUUACCUCUUGCACUAUCAUGCCUUGAAUUUUAAUUUUUGAAAGGGAAUAAAUAUAUCAGCCGCCUUCAAAAUAGCUUUCUAUGGUAAGCCAAAUUGGCCUUUGCAAGCAAAGAAAUUUUGAUAAUUCUGAGAAGCCUGAUUGGAACAGAUGUGGUCUACCUUCCUCUAUUGGCAUGCUCUUUUAACAGAGAAGGGGUUUGUUUCAACUUUUUUACUAGCAGAAUGUGUGUAUCUCUUAAAAUGAUGGUUGCCUUUUUUUUCUGUGAAGGGUUUGGGGGUGGGGUGACUGGUAAAUCAUCCAAAUGAAUGUCAUAAAUAUAAUUAUUCUGGUUUUGCUGGGUUUACAAUGACUUUAUGCCACACUAGCCUCAUUUAUUGUCUCAUUUGUUAUUUUAGCAUAAAUACGAAGUGCACAUACAGGAGUAAAUGACUAACAGAAGUAGUAAAUCCCAUCAUGAUUGGACUUUGGAGUCUGCAAAUUACAAACAUCAGAGACUGCUUCUUGCAUUUUAUUUGCAUCUGAAUAUUGGAUUUAUGCUUCUAGAUGAGUUAUUUUCUGUAAUAAAUAGGGGAAUAGGGUAGGAGAAGAUUGUUUGGAGAGUCCCCUGGGUUUAUUACCUCUUUUCCUCUGGGUGAAAUGUGUAAAUUAUUAUUUUAAUUUGAAUUACAGCUCUCAUCAGAAAAUUACCAUUUGGGAUAAAUGAAGUGUGGUAUAUUUAGAGAAUUUAAUGUUUGGAUGCACUUAUUCUUAUUUAAAUACUGCUUGUAUGCUAACGUCACCCAAAAUAUGUGAAAUUGUGCCACUAAAGUUUGUAUUAUUGGACUUUAUCCCUGAUCUGUAAAUGAGAAGACUUUUAAGAUGAGGUUAUCGUAGCAUUUAUUGCUCUGAGGUGUCAAUAACCACUUCUUUGGUUACACCCAGAAGAACAAAGCAGUCGCUUAAAAGUUCAGAUAUAUUGGAUUUACAAAAGAAUAAAAUUUCAGUAUGUAUUGUAUAUGUAGGCAAAAGUCUGUUCGUUAGCCUCUCCUUUCCUGUACUAAAUUAAGCAAAAAGUGACUUUGGGAAGAAACGAGAUGUUAAAAUCUCCACUCUUCUCUCGAGCAUUUCCACCUUUGAACAUCUAGUGGUCUGUUUUAACUGUUUGACAUUAUUCUCAUUAGCCUUAACUUGAUGCAUUUUGUCUCUGAGUGUUGCGAUCCAUUUAACAGAGGACUUGCUCUGGUGUUAUCGCUGGCUAUCUGCAAGCACCUGUGGUUCAGGUGGUACAGCUGUGUGUAUGUCAGAAUCAGAAUUGACAAGAUGGCAACUACCGUUUUUAUUUUUACUCCGCACAGAAACCUGCAAAAUGUACAUCUCUGACAAAGCAGUUAAAUGUGACAAUAAAAUCUUAUUUAAUCCUGUAA
Molecule: messenger RNA, 3300 nt
Organism: Phalacrocorax carbo (great cormorant)
Lineage: Eukaryota; Metazoa; Chordata; Aves; Suliformes; Phalacrocoracidae
Source: RefSeq, a predicted model, not a curated record